This is a messenger RNA of Scophthalmus maximus (turbot), 1424 nucleotides long. It is a transcript of the gene ognb, whose product is annotated as osteoglycin, paralog b. The record is from RefSeq and is a predicted model, not a curated record. Gene Ontology annotation, molecular function: protein binding. NCBI's taxonomy places the organism in Eukaryota, Metazoa, Chordata, Actinopteri, Pleuronectiformes, Scophthalmidae. The transcript has 7 exons. Bases 65 to 871 code for a protein of 268 amino acids.
CGGUUACCGCUAUGUAACGAUCCCAGCCUAGCAGACAGCAACGCUCUUCUCUCUCCAAGACACCAUGAUGCAAUUAACGACUUUAAUUUUCACAUCUGUCAUGCUCCCGUGGAUUCUGUCUUCUGCAGCCAAAGAUGAAUUUAUGGAAGCAAGAAAGACAAAGAGGGACAUUGUGAACUUUCCUGACUAUGGCUUCCCUCAGGACUCAGACGCCAACCAAGCAGCUCCAAAAGCCGACGAGUUGCCGACAUGUUUACUGUGUGUUUGCCUGAGUGGAUCUGUUUACUGUGAUGAUGUGUCUCCUGACAUGUCAUCUGUCCCAGCACUGCCAAAGGAAACGGCAUACCUCUACGCACGCUUCAACAAAAUUAAAAAAAUACGCAAUCAAGACUUUGCAGACAUGGCCACAUUAAGAGCAAUUGACCUCACUGGGAACCUCAUCGCUGAGAUAGAUGAUGGAGCUUUUUCCAAACUUCCAAAUCUUGAGGAGCUCACUCUUACAGAAAAUAGACUCACCAAACUUCCUAUACUUCCCAACAAGCUAGUUUCAUUCAAUGCCAAUUUCAACAAUCUUAGAACCCAGGGUGUAAAGGCAACUGCUUUUAAAAAACUCACCAAACUGGCAUAUCUUUACCUUGGAAACAAUGAACUAACCGCAGUGCCCCAACUUCCGGAAUCUCUUCAUGUUGUGCACCUGCAUAACAACAGGAUCGCGACCAUAACAGACGAGACAUUCUGCAAAGGUAACACCAGUCACUACAUCCGCACCAACAUGGAACAGGUGAGGCUGGAUGGGAACCCCAUCAAGCUGGCCCAGCACCCCAACAGCUUCAUCUGUCUGCUGUCUCUUCCUCUUGGAUGGUACAACUAAAAAUUUCCAAAGCAUGCUUUUGACAGAGGAGAACCUUAGGAGUGGGGGUUGGGGGUGUUGCAGAAGGACAGUGAAAACACCAUUUAAAAUAUACGGUUCUUAAGUUACAUUUUAUAUAAUCAAAUCUACAAUACAGUUCAAAACAAUGUGACUCUUUUUUUGUAGAAUUAAACAGAGAUCAAAUAACGGAUUUAAGGGGAAGGGAAAGACAGAGAUUGUGAUUUUUGUUUCUUAUCGGCACCAUCUGCCAGUAUAAGACACAUCUGUGCAAAAUCCUCCAAGAUGUCUAUAAAUACCUUUUGCUCUUUUUUUUUAAAUUUUUUUCUUCAGUUAAAAGUUGGUAGGUUUGUACUGUUCUGUCUUGGUAGGUGCUAUGCAAUGUUUUCAACAUAAUAGAUCAACAGAUUCACAGUCAAACCAAUACUGAGACCUGGGUUUGCUUGUCAUGAAAUUAUACUUUUGUUGUGAUUCAUUUUUUUUCUGCCUUGCUGUGUUGCUAAUGUUUCUUAAACCAAAGACCAUAUAAACAAUAAAACCUGCAUGUUGGACGAGA